AUGGAGAACUCAAGAUCAUCUUUAAAUGAACAGGUGGACACAUUCGGUGAAAUCAGCAGGGAAAUCACAAAUCUUGAUGCACAGCACCAGGUCGGCAAUGCUGCACCGCUUCGUUCCUCUGAUAUCUCUGGAAAGACACCCAUUCAUCUCCCAAACGAAGUAUUGAACCUUAUUUGGAGUCACAUAUAUAUCAUAGAGCAACGAAACGUUACAGUCAGAUGUAAGAAAGUCGGAGAGAGCUUUGAACUAUGGAGUAAUGAGCCAUAUUCUGUUGCUUUACGUGUUUGCCGACAAUCAAGACAGUGGUUCAUAGACCAACAUCGCGACAAACAAUACAACGUAGCUGCACUUGCGCAGAUUGGAGGGUAUGUCGGACCACUAAAUCCACUCAAGAAUCUUUGGUUCAAUCCACAAAUUGAUCGCAUUUGCCCGAUUAUCGAAGGAGAUUGGAGUGACGAAGCUUUUAUUACCAUGUGCAACGUCAUGCAAGUCACUAAAGUUGACAACUUUGCAGUGAGUGACUGCUCCCACGAAUCCGCCAUCUACAGUCCUUGGGCGGCCUACUACAGACUCAGCAAUAUUGAUAACUGGAGCUUGAGUUUCAAAGAAGUCAUGAUCUAUACAACCAAAAGCGAUAUCAAUGAGAAUCGUCAACUCAAGCUCGUCGAAUGGAAAGACGGAGAUGUCAAGCUGGACACGUUGCAAGAGAAGCGCCGCAGAAUCCAGACAAACUACAAGGCUUUGCAAACCUUCAAGAAGGUCUCAGAAGCAUACGCAGACCAAAGAAUUGCAGAUGCUCAAGCGAACUUGAAGGGGAACAUAGCAAGAAAGGUCUCUAAUCUACCAAUCUGGCUCUACCAGAAUAGAGAGGAAUGGGAGGGUCUAAAUUUGCAGAUCAUGGUUGAAGCCGGCGCCCUUAAUCGCCAACAAGAUUAUUCUGCAGGCAACGAAUCAUCGGACUGUGAUGAUAACGAUGACAGGGGUACUGGCUAUGCAGAAAGCCAAAAUGACGAAGAGGUCAGCGAGGAGGAUGAAGAUGAGGAACCCGAGGAAGAUGAGGGUAUUACGGAUGAUAACAGCGACGAUGAUAUUGAAAAUUAA
Messenger RNA from Botrytis porri, 1101 nucleotides. RefSeq lists its product as uncharacterized. The coding region runs from base 1 to 1101 and encodes 366 amino acids. NCBI's taxonomy places the organism in Eukaryota, Fungi, Ascomycota, Leotiomycetes, Helotiales, Sclerotiniaceae. The transcript has a single exon. The record is from RefSeq and is a predicted model, not a curated record.